UGCUCUAUCAAUCCGUAAUAAAAUAUAUUGUUUGAAUCAAGUCAAUCAACAUUUCUUUUAAGACUGAUUUAUCCAUUUACCCCUCUAAUUCAAGAAGGCCUAUCUUAAUUAUUGUAACAAGAGUGAGCGAAGUAGCAGAUGGAAGGCGGUGGGUUAGAAGGAGAAGAGGCAGUGGGAAAUUGCCUUGGCAACUUGGUGGAUAAGGGCAGUAGGGACAGUCGCAAAUACUACUUGUCACGUAGAACUGUUUUGGAGAUGUUGAGAGACCGGGGUUACGAUGUUCCUCUCUCUGAAAUCAAUCUCUCUCUCCAAGACUUCCGAGCUAUUCACGGCCAAGACCCAGAUGUUGACCGACUCCGUAUCUCAGUUACUCAUCGAUCACACCCUUCUAAACGGAUAGUGGUAUUUUUCUGUGGGCCUGGCAUGAUUAAAGUUAAUGUCAUCCGUAGCAUUGCAACCCAAAUUGUUAAUAAAGAUAGCUUAUCUGGUCUGAUAUUGAUCCUACAAAAUCAAAUAACAAACCAGGCUCUAAAAGCUGUGGAUCUUUUCCCAUUCAAAGUGGAAUUAUUCCAGAUUAUGGUAAGUAUGGAACAAAGUCAUGCUUUUGAGGAUUGUAUAAUGCUUUUGAGGAGACAAUAUCGUCAUGAACAAAGUUUUAUGGGUUGUCUUUAUAGUUGUGAACACUAUCUUGAGACAUGGAAAAAGAAGAAAAAGAAGGAUUUGCAUAUUGUACUUGGAUUUGUCUUGGAAUCACAUCUUGGGCUGAUUAGAUGUUGAGUUAAUAGUAAAAGUCCAAGGAUCACUUAAAGAAACCUAAGGCAUCAUAGCUACAUUGUUAUGUGAUGUGAAUUCUGUUAUAGACUUGGUGAGUGGGAGAUUUCAACCCAGAGAAGAGCAGGCUCCCGCCAGAUACCAGCUCCAGACUACGGCUCCCUUGGAACCAGUAUGCUGCACAAUAUAGUCGGAAUAGUUCCAAUGUAACAGUGCAAUAUAAAAUACUCAAUGUAACAAGAUUUCCAGGAUUAAUAUAAAUUCAUUUCAUUCUGCAAUAUAGUUACAAUUACAGAAGCAUUCUGUUCUAAUUCAAAGUUACAAUAUUCAUUUCUAGAAAAUUACACAAACAACAAUCAACACCUUCCAAAACACACUCCUACAGUAGUUUCACCAAACCAACUAUUCAAACCACAGCUUUCGAGAGGCUGCAUUCUCCCUACCUAUUACUUUUUCCUCAAAAAACUCUCUUGCCAUACUUCCUUUCUGCAAGAUUAUAUCUACUCUCCCACUCCUUUGUCUCCUUUCUGCCAAUUAGGAUCUGCCACCUCAUCACUUGAAUUUCCCAGGAUCAAAUAUAAUUCCCUUGCUUCUGUCCUCUGCUGUUCCUGACUUGAACGAUUUUUCAAACUUGUUUGGUUGUCUUCCUUUCUUCCAGCUUGUCGGCCACAUGUCACUCUCCCUCUAUUAGUCUUCUUUUUGAUGUACACCUUCACCCUAACAUUGCCCCUCCCAUCAAGAGGCACUUUGUCCUCAAGGUGCAAAUUGGGAAAAAGGUGUUUGAGAUUAUUAUACAGCUCUCAUGAAUUCUCACAGUCCGACAGUCCUUGCCAUUUUGUCAGCAGCUCUAAGUCCCCCUGUUCGGAAUAUCUAUGUGCCAAAAUUGUUUCUGGUUGAGUUUGCAGCUCCAUUUCUUCACUGAGGCAGUCAGGUAAAGGCUGAGGCAGUAGAGCAGAUCCUAUCUACUGCUUCAACUGAGAAAUGUGAAAAACAGGGUGUAUUCUUGCAUUCUCAAGUGGUUUUAAUUCAUAAGCCACUGCACCUAUUUUUUUAAACACUUGAAAUGGUCCAUAAAAACGGGGGCUGAGUUUCUCAUUCGGACGAGAUGUCAAUGAACGAAAACGGUAUGGUUGUAACUUAAGGAAGACCCAAUCGCCUACUUGAAAUUCGAUGUCCCUUCGAUGUUUAUUGGUUGCCUUCCUUAUUCUCUCUUGAGCCAUGUGUAAAUUGCUUUUUAAUUCAUCCAAAAUUAAGUUCCUCUCUUUAAUCAUGGAAUUCACCUUUUCAAUCCUGGAUUCUUCUUCCACCCAUCUCAAAAGGGGAGGGGGAUCUCUCCCGUAGACGGUUUUAAACGGAGUCAUGUCAGUUGAACUAUGAAAUGACGUGUUGUACCAAUAUUCUGCCCAUGCUAACCACCGAGGCCAAUUUUUGGGCUGCCUUGAGCAAAAGCAGCGAAGGUACGUUUCUAAACUUCGAUUCACGAUUUCGGUUUGGCCAUCCGUCUAAGGAUGGUAGGCCGUACUAUAUUUUAAGAUAGUUCCAACAGCCCUGAAAAUUUCUGUCCAAAAAUGACUUAGAAAAAUACGAUCUCGGUCUGUAACUAUGCUUCGUGGGAACCCAUGGAGGCGAACCACCUCUUUGAUAAACACCUCUGCCACGUCUUUGGCAUUGAACGGGUGGCGUAGUGCGAUAAAAUGACCGUAUUUUGUUAAUCUAUCCAUGGUCACCAAAAUAACACUCUUUCUUUUGCCUUUGGAAGGCCUUCGAUGAAAUCCAUAGUUAAGUCCUCCCACUUAUUGGACGGAACGGGCAGUGGUUGUAGUAAGCCCGCUGGUGACAUUGCCUGAUAUUUCAUCCUUUGGCACGCAUCACAUUCUGCCACAAAGCUCUUAACAUCUUGCUUCAUACCCUCCCAAUACAAAAUAGAAUUUAGCCUUUUAUAGGUUCUAAAAGAACCAGAAUGUCCACCAUAAGAUGAUGAGUGAAACUCAGCAAUCAAAGAAGGAAUAAACCUGGAACAUUUUGGCACCACUAAUCUGCCUCUGUAUAGCAACUUGCCCCCUCUUAAAGAAUAGCCAACGUGGGAAGUAGGAUUGCUUAGCAAGUCUUGAAUAAUACCUUUUAAUUUUUUGUCAUUCUCCACUUCUUUUUGCAGGUCUUCAGCUUCUCCCAACUGAACUACUGUUACAGCUCCACAUUCGGAGACGAAUUUGGGGUUCCUUGAUAAGGCAUCUGCGGCCUUAUUUUCACAACCAGGAUGAUAUAUAAUUUCGAAAUCGAAUCCUAACAUUUUUACUAACCAUUUUUGCUGCUCAUGGCCAGUAAUCUUCUGCUCUGUCAGAAACUUCAAGCUCUUUUGGUCGGUUCGAAUUUUGAAAUGCCGCCAGAGAAGGUAAUGACGCCAUUUUUGGAAAGCUAGCACAAUUGCCAUUAAUUCUCUUUCGUACACAGAUUUGCUACGAUUCCUUAACGGAAGAGCUUUGCUUAAAUACGCAAUAGGUCGAUCGUCUUGCAUAAGUACAACCCCCAAUCCUGCUCCAGAUGCGUCUGUCUCGAUUACGAAUUGUUUAGAAAAGUUUGGGAUGGCCAAAAUAGGAGUAGAAACCAUGCCGACUUUAAGGGCAUCAAAAGCUUCUUGUGCUUCCAUUCCCCAAUGAAAAGCAUUUUUCUUUAAUAGUUUCGUUAAGGGUUCGGCGAUUUUUCCAUAACCCCUUACGAACCUCCGAUAGUAACCUGUCAAUCCCAAAAACCCCCUUAAAUCCCUCAAAUCACUUGGGACAGGCCAAGCCUCCAUAUCCUUUAUUUUUUUUGGGUUAGCUUCUACUCCUUGUUUUGAUACAAUGUGACCCAAAUAUUCAAUCCGAUUCUGUCCAAACGAGCAUUUCUUCCUGUUGAUCACUAGCCCAUGAUCCUGAAGUAGUUGCAAAAAAGCCCUCAAAUGCUCCAAAUGGUCUUGAAAUAUCCGACUGUAGAUCAAUAUGUCAUCAAAAAAAACUAGGACAAAUUCUGUAGAUGAGGCCUGAAAAUCUCGUUCAUCAAACUUUGAAAUGUGGCGGGGGCAUUGGUUAAUCCAAAUGGCAUGACCAAAAAUUCAUAGUGCCCUUCGUGGGUUCGAAAGGCUGUUUUUUCGACAUCAUCUUCACAAACUCUAAUUUGAUGGUAUUUAGACUUUAGGUCGAGUUUACUGAAUACCUUCGCACCCCCUAAUUCAUCCAAUAAUUCAUCAAUGGUGGGAAUCUGAAAUUUAUCCGGAACAGUGACAUGAUUGAGAGCUCGGUAGUCGACGCAGAACCGCCAACCCCCAUCCUUUUUCUGCACUAAAAUCAUCGGGUUGGAGAAAGGACUCACACUGGGUCGAACCAUCCCUACUGCCAACAUCUCUUUCACUAUUUUCUCAAUUUCAUUUUUCUGAAAAUACAGGUAAUGGUAGGGUCGUAGAUUCGGAGGUUGGGAGCCUGGUAAUAAUCGGAUAGCAUGGUCAUGAUUUCUUUGUAGUGGGAGCCCCUGAGGCUCCUGAAAUAGAGUUUCAAAUUGUUCCAAUAGCUCUUGAAUCUCUGGAGGUAUUGUAGGUUCUUCAGCCCUUUCGUGUUUUGCCAUUAUUCCCAAUUCAACCUAGAAUCCCUGUCCUCUGUCGCUUAGCAGUUUGCACAUGGUUUUGAGAGAAGAUUCCAGCCUAAGUAGAGAAGAAUCCCCCUUUAAUUCCACCCUUUUGCCAUCCCACCAAAAUUUCAUACAAAGAUUAUUCCAAUUGGUUUUGACCUCCCCCAAUUGUUUUAACCAUUCAACCCCAAGUAUGACAUCUACACCUCCUAAGGGAAAAGAAAGAAAAUUGAGCGACAUUGAGAGCCCCUGCAACCUUAAUUCGACUCUCUCACAACGACCCACCCUUCGAAUUUUUUGGUCGUCCCCAAGCACCACGGAGUAUUUAGCAGCCUAAACUUGUAAGCCCAACUCUUGCACCAAUUUAUCUGAGAGGAAAUUGUGAGUUGCGCCGCUGUCCACCAAAAUGACUACCCCUCUAUUGUUUAUUUCUCCCAAAAGUUUCAUUGUUUUAGGUGAAUCAAACCCCACCACUGAACUACUGUUCAAAUUGGCUUCUUCUUUCGAAAUUUCUACAGAAGAUCCUUCCUCUACAACCGUUUCCAAUUCUCCUCCCAUUUCUCCCUCAAUUUCUUUUUCUCCCUCUAUCAUAAUUCUCAAUUGACGGUAACGACAGCGAUGACCUGGGGCAAAUUUCUCAUCACAUCGGAAACAAAGCCCUUUUUCAACCUUAAGUCUGAAUUCUUUGUUUGAAAGUCGUCAAAAAUUGCUCUCUCGUCGAGGAAAUGAAGAAGACGCAACUGUGCUGGUUGCUGGACGCGAAUGAGUGUUGGUCUGUGUGGAAGGCUGAAUUGUUUUAUUAUAAAAAGUUGGGCGGGUCUCAAUUUGGGCUCUUGUUGGGCUGAAAUUUGGGUUAAGCGAUGGGUUGGUUGAGUCUUUGAGCUGGGUGCGAAAGGUUGUUUGGGCUGAGGUUGAGUUCGUUGGAAUAUUGGGUCUGGAGUUUGUGGCUAAAGAGUUUGGGUUGGGUGAGAUGAAAAUUGGGCUGGAAGGUGCUGGGUAUAUGGGUCGGGUCCCUUGCGUCUGUCCCCUGUUUAAGCUUCUUCCAAGACGUAGCACAUACCGUUCAUCAAUAAUCUGGUUCUUCUUCUCCACUUGUCGCGCCCUUGUCAUCAUCUCUGACAACGUCCGAGGAUGAAACAUCCUCACCUCCGAUCGAAUCUCCUCUGACAAGCCAUUCAUGAAUAUGACUUUCAUGGUGUCUUCAGAAAUAUCGUCAACGGUCGCUGAAAGCAACUCAAACCUGCUGCAAUAUUCUUGUACCAAUCCCGUUUGUCGGAGUGCAAACAACUCUUCCUCCACUGAGCGCUCAUCAGGUGGUGGGAAUCGUCCCAACAACUUUUGCUUGAACGCCUUCCAAUUGGUGAACGGUUGAUGCUUUUCGCGCCACUGCAACCAGUGCAAGGCAUCUCUUUCCAUACCGAUGCCGGUUGCCGUUUAACUUCUCCUGUUCCGUUAACCUAUUGACUUGGAAGUAGCACUCCACCUUGGAUACCCAAUCUAGCGCUCCAUCACCGCCGAAGAGAGGCAACUCUAGCCGCCUGUAUUGAAGAUCUCUUCUGCUAUCUCCCCCUCUUACUCUUUCCUCUCUCUCUUCUUCACUGGUUUCCCUUUCUCCCAUAUUCACCUUUUCAGUUCUUUCAGGGGAUGGUAUCGUUGGCGCCUCUGGUAGGUGCGUUUGCAUCGGUGAUGGAUUGGUUCCCAUUGGGGCCUUUCCCUUAUCGUUACUCUCUCGUGCCACGGAUGCUUCUCUCAUCUCUCUUAAGAAUUCUUUGAUGGUCUCUAUAUUGGAUUCCAUUUUUUCUAUCUUGGCAUGGCCGUCCUUCAACUCUGAUUGGAUGACCUCCAUUCCUUCCUUCACUGAGAUUAACUCUACCUCUAUUUUGUCCACCCUGGUCUCCAUCCGAGUCAUGCUCUGAUACCAGGAUGUUACAGACCUGGUGAGUGGGAGAUUUCAACCCAGAGAAAAGCAGGCUCCCGCCAGAUACCAGCUCCAGACUACGGCUCCCUUGAAACCAGUAUGCUGCACAAUAUAGUCGGAAUAGUUCCAAUGUAACAGUGCAAUAUAAAAUACUCAAUGUAACAAGAUUUCCAGGAUUAAUAUAAAUUCAUUUCAUUCUGCAA
Molecule: messenger RNA, 6492 nt
Organism: Mangifera indica (mango)
Lineage: Eukaryota; Viridiplantae; Streptophyta; Magnoliopsida; Sapindales; Anacardiaceae
Product: DNA-directed RNA polymerase V subunit 5A-like
Exons: 3
Coding region: 139-777 (212 amino acids)
Biological process (GO): DNA-templated transcription
Molecular function (GO): DNA-directed RNA polymerase activity; DNA binding
Source: RefSeq, a predicted model, not a curated record